AAAGAGCUUGCCUGGUCAAACCAACUUCUCUUCUCUCUUACAAAAAAAAUUAAGUUCUUCCUCUUCUUUCACAUCAAGAACUCUUUCUAUAUCUUCUUGUUUCGUCUUUAACACCAAUAAAGAAUAGCAAAGCUCUGGUCAAACCAACUUCUCUUCUCUCUUACAAAAAAAAUUAAGUUCUUCCUCUUCUUUCACAUCAAGAACUCUUUCUAUAUCUUCUUGUUUCGUCUUUAACACCAAUAAAGAAUAGCUUCACCUUUGAUCAUUUCUGAAGGAAAUGGAUAGCGAGGUAUCAAGAACCGGGGAGAUAACAAAAGAUUCGGAGCAGACUGAUUUACCACCUGGCUUUAGAUUUCACCCAACAGAUGAAGAACUCAUAAGUUACUAUCUGAGACCAAAGGUUCUAAACACCUUCUUCUCCGCUAUAGCCAUUGGUGAAGUUGAUCUCAAUAAGGUUGAACCAUGGGACAUACCAUGGAAGGCUAAGAUUGAGGAAAAAGAGUGGUACUUCUUCUGCUUAAGAGAUCGGAAAUACCCGACCGGUUUAAGGACGAACCGGGCUACUAAGGCCGGUUAUUGGAAAGCUACAGGCAAAGACAAAGAGAUCUUCAAAGAAAAAUCUCUUGUUGGUAUGAAGAAAACUUUGGUUUUCUACAAAGGAAGAGCUCCUAAAGGAGUAAAAACCAAUUGGGUCAUGCAUGAAUAUCGCCUAGAAGGCAAAUAUGCAAUCGACAAUAAUCAUAAAACUGCUAAGAACGAAUGGGUUAUUAGUAGAAUUUUCCAGAAACAAGCAGAUGGUAAGAAGAUGCAUAUCUCCAGUUUAAUGAAGCUCGGUUCAGGGAUCAACCAAUUUGAACCGGUCGGUUUACCUCCCCUGAUGGAUUCUUCUCCAUACCUCAAGAGCGGAGGAGGAGACACUUUCGCCUGGUCGUUGUCUCACGUGCCAUGCUUCUCCGACCAAACAACCGAGGACAAGAGUCACCUCUCCGAGUCAAGAGAUGAAUGUAACUUUACCAUAUUUGGUUCUUCAUCGACUCACUUCAUCUCCAGGAUUUCAGUACAUCGGAGAACGAAUUAACCGCGAGUUCUUGGCACGGUCACGAUAUUUCUGGUUCAGCAGCUCCGGUUGAGAUGGAUUGCUUUUGGAAUUUCUGAAUUUGGAAAGUGUAACAUAUCAAAAUUGGGGUGUAUAUAUGGGGAAAACAAUUAUAGGGUAUUUUAGGGGUUUAGAGCACCUCCAGUGGAGUCCUAAACACACAUAUAUGUGUAUAUAUAUAUAUAUAUAUAUAUAUAUACACACGUAUAUGUAAUUGUGGGGGGUCAUAAUUUUGUGGAAAAUCUAACCCAAAGUUUCUUAAUUUUUUUGGGUAAGUUAUAGUGUUCCUGGCUUUGCUCUAGGUUGUAGACUCUAGGACUUUAGGUUAUAGAAAGAUAUUGAAAGAAACUUGUAACAUUUUGUAAAAAAAAGAACUAGCCUGUGAAGAUUGAUUCUCUUACCAUGUAAAUAACUUACCAAAUGUACUCUGUAUUUAGACACGGCUCCAUGAUUCUCUUU
Molecule: messenger RNA, 1555 nt
Organism: Brassica napus (rape)
Lineage: Eukaryota; Viridiplantae; Streptophyta; Magnoliopsida; Brassicales; Brassicaceae
Product: NAC domain-containing protein 59-like
Exons: 3
Coding region: 278-1078 (266 amino acids)
Biological process (GO): regulation of DNA-templated transcription
Molecular function (GO): DNA binding
Source: RefSeq, a predicted model, not a curated record